Rhodotorula graminis WP1 is the source of this 1683-nucleotide messenger RNA. RefSeq lists its product as uncharacterized. Gene Ontology annotation, molecular function: acid phosphatase activity. The coding region runs from base 1 to 1683 and encodes 560 amino acids. Lineage: Eukaryota; Fungi; Basidiomycota; Microbotryomycetes; Sporidiobolales; Sporidiobolaceae. The record is from RefSeq and is a predicted model, not a curated record. The transcript has 9 exons.
AUGGUCCACCUCGCUAUCGGCGCUGUCGCUCUCGCUUCUUCCGCUCUCCUCGCCGUCGCCGGCCCGGUCAAGCGUUCUUCGUCGACGGCCGUCACAGCGGCGCCUUCAGCCUCGGUCGGCGUGAGCGCGAGCGACGUGUACCCGCCGAGCGGCACGGCGCCGGACUCGGCGCUCUUCCCGGACGAGUCGGCGGUCGGCUACCCUGGACCUACCCCGACCGGCAUCGAGCCGUUCGCGAUCCAGACGGCCGCCUCGUUCCCGACGCACCAGGGCAUCUACCCGCUCGUCGUCCCAGCCUCGCUCGCCGACAAGUCGUCCGUCGACAUCUCCAAGUACUGGGGCAACCUCUCGCCGCAGUAUUCGGUCCCGUCGUCGACUUAUGGCCUCGAUGCAGCGUCGCCGCUCCUCCCCGACCAGUGCGACAUCGUCCAGGCGCACAUCUACUUCCGUCAUGGAGCGCGCUAUCCGACCACGGGCGCGCCGCCUAGCACCUUUGCGAGCAAGGUCGUCAACGCGAGCCUCGCCGACGGCGGCUUCAAGGCCGAGGGACCGCUCGCGUUCCUCAACGAGUGGAAAUACCCGCUCGGAGCCGAGCUCCUCACGCCGUUCGGCCGGCUGCAAGACUUUACGCUCGGCGUCGCCGCCCGUCAAAGUUACGGCGCCCUCCUCAACAACUUUACCGCCUCGGGCACUCUUCCUGUCUUCCGCACCCAGAGCGAGGACCGCAUGGUCAAGACGAUGGUCAACUUUGCCUCGGGUUUCUUCAGUGUGCCCGGGUACCUCGACCAGGUCAACAUCGAGCUCGAGAUCGAGGCGCCCGGGUUCAACGCGAGCGGCGCUCCUUACUACGCCUGCCCGAACGGCAAUGCGGCGCAGGGCAGCCUCGGUUCGGCGGCAGCAGCAAACUUCUCCAAGCCCUACUACGAGGCGACCGCCGCCCGCCUCAACAAGUACCUGAGCGGCAACUUGCAGCUCGUCGCGACCGACAUCAACGCGAUGCUGCAGCUUUGCUCGUACGAGACUGUGGCGCUCGGGUCGUCCAAGUUCUGCCCAAUCUUCGAGAAGAAGGACUUCUUGGUCUACGAGCAGGCCUACGAUAUCGCGUUUGCCGGCAACAACGGCUUUGCGUCCCCGGUCGCCGCCGCCCAGGGCAAGGGCUACCUCGAGGAGCUCAUUGCGCGCCUCAACCACACGCUCAUCAACAAGUGGGACUCGGCGACCAACUCGACGCUCGACGGCAACGAGACGACGUUCCCGCUCAACCAGAGCAUCUACGCCGACGCUGCGCACGAAGUCUCGAUCCUCGACGCCCUCACGGCGCUCAACCUCACGGCGCUCACCCGUGGCGGCCCUCCCCCGACCUUGCACCUGUCGACCUCGCACACGUUCGUCGCCUCGCGCAUCGUCCCCUUUGCGACGCACCUCCAGAUCCAGGUCCUCGAGUGCGCGCCCUCGAAGCCGACGAAGCAGAUCCGGUUCAUCGUCAACGACGCCGUCGUGCCGCUCGAGGGAUCGUUCGAGGGGUGCGGCGCCGACCCGAACGGCCUGUGCGCGUUCGAGACGGUCCUCGCCGGGCUCAUCAAGCGCAACGACGAGAUCGACUUUCACUACGCGUGCCACGGGAACUACUCGGUACCCGACUACGGCUCAAUCACGGACGGCCUGCCGCCGAAGCGCGCCUGA